Nelumbo nucifera (sacred lotus) is the source of this 1636-nucleotide messenger RNA. It is a transcript of the gene HEMB1, whose product is annotated as Aldolase superfamily protein. The record is from RefSeq and is a predicted model, not a curated record. Gene Ontology annotation, biological process: heme biosynthetic process. Gene Ontology annotation, molecular function: zinc ion binding; porphobilinogen synthase activity. Gene Ontology annotation, cellular component: cytosol. Lineage: Eukaryota; Viridiplantae; Streptophyta; Magnoliopsida; Proteales; Nelumbonaceae.
GCGCAUGGCUGCCGGGGCAGCACCGUGCCGGAUUGAACUAUCCAUCCAUUCAGCUCAUAAAAGCCAGUCUCUCUCUCUCUCUCUCUCUCUCUCUCUCUUCUUUCUCUCCCUCGCUCGGACACAAACCGCCUGUGUGGCCCUCUGCAUCUUCGCAUUCAAUGUAAGUUUUGCCCCCUCUCUAUUCUCUCUUUGCCGUCAGCAUCUUCGCAUUCAAAGCGCCAUGGCUUGUUCGAUAUCUUUCUCAUCAAGCAAUGUUCAAGCAACUAGGUGUUUAUCUGGUAAGCAAUAUGUUGGAUUGAGACCAUCAACAUUUGUGAAGUUUGUCAGUGCUGGGCAUGCGAUCAAGACACAGUCUCGACCCCUCUUGGUUAUAAGAGCAAGCAAUGAACAGGAGACAUCAAAAAGAUCUGGAUUGAGCAUCGAGGAAUGUGAAGCUGCUGUUGUAGCUGGAAAUGUUCCUGAAGCACCACCUGUUCCUCCUAAACCAGCAGCACCUGUUGGGACACCUGUUGUGUCUUCACUUCCACUUAGUAGGCGUCCUCGUCGUAACCGGAAGUCACUUGCAUUGCGAUCAGCAUUCCAGGAAACAAAUAUCUCUCCCGCAAAUUUUGUAUAUCCACUUUUCAUACAUGAAGGCGAAGAGGACACACCAAUUGGAGCCAUGCCUGGGUGCUAUAGGCUUGGAUGGAGACAUGGUCUUGUGGAAGAGGUUUACAAAGCUCGGGAUGUUGGUGUUAAUAGUGUUGUGCUUUUCCCCAAAGUUCCUGAUGCAUUGAAGUCCCCCACAGGAGAUGAAGCAUACAACGAUAAUGGUCUAGUGCCUCGAGCAAUACGUCUACUCAAAGACAAGUAUCCAGACCUUGUUAUAUACACUGAUGUUGCUUUGGACCCAUAUUCCUCUGAUGGACAUGAUGGUAUUGUUAGAGAAGAUGGAGUGAUAAUGAAUGAUGAAACAGUUCAUCAGUUAUGUAAACAGGCUGUCUCCCAGGCUCGAGCAGGAGCUGAUGUUGUUAGUCCCAGUGACAUGAUGGAUGGCCGUGUGGGAGCAAUUCGAGCAUCUCUGGAUGCUGAAGGUUUUCAACAUGUGUCAAUCAUGUCUUAUACAGCAAAGUAUGCAAGUGCUUUUUAUGGUCCAUUCCGAGAAGCUUUAGACUCAAACCCUCGUUUUGGAGACAAAAAAACUUACCAGAUGAACCCAGCAAACUACAGAGAAGCUUUGGUUGAGACCCGUGCGGAUGAGGAUGAGGGAGCUGAUAUCCUUUUGGUGAAACCUGGACUUCCAUACUUGGAUGUUAUACGGCUUCUUCGAAAUAACUCCUCACUGCCAAUUGCUGCAUAUCAGGUUUCAGGUGAGUAUUCUAUGAUCAAGGCGGGUGGAGUUCUAAAAAUGAUAGAUGAAGAAAAAGUCAUGAUGGAGUCCUUGAUGUGUCUCCGACGAGCUGGUGCUGAUGUCAUCCUUACAUACUUCGCUUUACAAGCUGCUAGAUGUUUAUGUGGCGAGAAGAGGUGAGAAGAGAUGGGGGAGUGUAAUCAUAAUGAAUCUAGAGCACUGUCAGAGUCAUAUGUAGCUAAUAUAUUUAAAUGUGACAUGAUAAUCUUAGAUGGGAAUAAGAUGCUUAAAGCUGUUACUGCACAA